AUGACUUUGCAAAUGAUAAAAAAACAUUAUACGUUUGUCGUUUUCAUCAUUAUCAUCGUUUGUCGAUUGAUUAUAGCAAUAGAAAAUGGAGGAGAAUUUUUUAUACAAAAAUGUUGCGGAGAAAACGAAUUGAUUUUAGAAAAAACGAGCGAAUGCGUCGAAUAUAAUUUAUUAAAAAUGGAAAAUCAUGUUUAUCGUCACGAUAAUGAUACCGAAAGAGAUGUCGUUGAAUUUAAUUCUGGCGAAUACGGUAAAGAUUCUCGUCCGUGGUGGUUUCCACCGAAUAAAAAAAUAUUAUCGAAAAAAAAUAAUUCGACUUUGAAAAAUUUUCCUGAAAACGUACGAGUUAGUUUUGGUAAAGGACAACCCUGCGACAUAUUGGAAACAGUUUUCCUUCCAAUUUUUUUAAGUCAGUGCGAUUUUUACGAAGAUGGAAGUUUAAUAGUGUAUCCAAAUCAAUCCCAUGGAUUUUACACUCACAAAACCGAAAUAUUAUUCGAUCCGAAAUCUUAUUGCAUCGACAGAUUAGACCUGAGAACGGAUUAUCCCGAAGAAGAAACUGAAAAUCCCACUUUGGAUUUCACGGAUACCGUUGAUUAUUUGAUUAUGCUUUGCCCGUGUAGGGAAGCAACGUGCAUACUCAAAUGUUGUCCUCCCGGAAUGCUCAUCGACAUUGAAAACAUUCAAGAUCGGGAAAAUGCAUGCGUGAGAAAUCAACCAGAAGAAGAAGAUUGGACGCCCAAUUACACGAAAGUACACAGUGAUUCCAGAGAUUAUUUUUUACUUCAUAGAUUUCCCGUUUGUAAACCGGGAGAGGGUACCGUUAUACCCAAUCAAUUUAAAAUCGAUGGACACACAAUAUAUUCAAACGGAUCCGCGCAUAUAUACGGUGAAAAACAUAUGAAUCAACCUUUGGAAUUUUGUGGAGAAAAUUUUAUUAGCGGAAGUCGGGAAGAUCGAAGAGUUUAUAAUCAUUUAAUAAGGUGUUAUCCGGAAGUGGGUAUAAAAAAUCGCAAAUCGGAAAUUCGUCGAAUGUUAUAUGGAAGCCUAUUUGUCAUCGGUGCCAUUUUUCUUUUUCUAACACUUCUCGUUCAUGGAUUAUUACCACCGAGGAGUAACAUUAACGACAAAAAUUUAAUAUCCCAAACAUGGAGUUUAUUUAUUGGAUAUGUUAGCGUUGCCAUUUCCCAGUUGGGAAUGAAUAGAAUAUCUCAAAAUUUAUGCAUAUUUUUGGGAUUUUUGAUACAAUAUUCUUUCUUAGCUGCAUUUUUCUGGUUAAACAUACUUUGUUUUGAUAUUUCUUGGACUUUUAGCGAAUUACGGAUUGUAAGAGGGAUUCCAAACAACAGAUCACAUCGUAAAUUUAUUUACUAUUCAAUAUACUGUUGGUUGUCACCUGCAAUAAUUUCAAUAUUAACUGCUUCUAUUGAAUUUUUACCUAAUGUUCCAGAUUAUAUAAUAAAACCACAAAUAAAAGAAAGAUGCUGGUUUAGAAAUGAUUCUAUGGCAAUUGUCGCUUAUUUUUAUGGUCCCAUUGCUGUUUUGUUAAGUUUAAAUGUAUUGUUAUUCAUACACACUCUUUAUAGAAUAUAUCAAGCUCAAAGAGAUAUACAAACAGUUAUAAAAAAUAAUAAUCCUGAAAAACAAAGAUUUAUUUUGUAUAUUAAAUUAUUAUUAUUGAUGGGAUUACCAUGGAUAGCCGAAUUGAUAUCUUGGGUUGUUGGAGGACCCAGUUAUUAUUGGUAUUUAACAGAUAUAAUUAAUUUAUUGAGGGCUGUUUUUAUUUUUGCAGUUUUCUGUUGUAAAAAACAGGUGUUAAAUGAAUUAAGAAGAAAAUAUGGAAUUAUGCGUCAGCCUCAUAUUAGAACUCCAAGCAUACCCAGAACUAGUUCUAGUCUUUUUGGUUCAACCCAAUGUCAAGAAUUACAUAAAAGUUCAAGUAAUGCCGUAUCUAGUCUAUAA
Pediculus humanus corporis (human body louse) is the source of this 1962-nucleotide messenger RNA. RefSeq names its product class B secretin-like G-protein coupled receptor GPRmth6, putative. NCBI's taxonomy places the organism in Eukaryota, Metazoa, Arthropoda, Insecta, Psocodea, Pediculidae. Gene Ontology annotation, molecular function: G protein-coupled receptor activity. The record is from RefSeq and is a predicted model, not a curated record. Gene Ontology annotation, biological process: cell surface receptor signaling pathway; G protein-coupled receptor signaling pathway. The transcript is spliced from 10 exons. Gene Ontology annotation, cellular component: membrane. Bases 1 to 1962 code for a protein of 653 amino acids.